Molecule: messenger RNA, 486 nt
Organism: Tinamus guttatus (white-throated tinamou)
Lineage: Eukaryota; Metazoa; Chordata; Aves; Tinamiformes; Tinamidae
Gene: CFAP97D2
Product: CFAP97 domain containing 2
Source: RefSeq, a predicted model, not a curated record
AUGCACCGAGCCUACCAGCCAGCGUUACCGUGUGGCAACAAAUACCUCCAGCUAAAAUGGGACAAAGCCAAGUAUGAAGAACACAAGAAAAGGAUCCAGGCAGCCAAACCAGUAGUGGACACAAGUACCCCUGCAACAUACAGCCAUCUUCAUCUGAAACUAGGGAAGCUGAAGUUGGAGGAAGAUCGACUUUCAGUCAUCGAGAGAGAUAACCGUUUGCUGCUGGAGAAGAUGUCCUGCAUCAUGAGGACAAAAGGACAAAUCGACAAUAAAAAUGACUAUAAGGCCAAAAGUUUAAAUAGGGAAAAACGAAAGAAGGAGCUGCAGAGAGUAAGCCAAGAAAACCGUGCCAUUCUGGAUAGAAUUACAAAGUCCGAAUCUCAGUAUCAAGUUCAGAGGUGGUAUGAGGAUUGGCAACAAGCUGAAAAAUACAUGGCCAACAUUACGAGAUACCCUCAUGGGCAGCAUAAAGCACACAGCCAAAAG